This is a messenger RNA of Gryllus bimaculatus (two-spotted cricket), 539 nucleotides long. The record is from the annotation of a GenBank genome assembly. Lineage: Eukaryota; Metazoa; Arthropoda; Insecta; Orthoptera; Gryllidae.
AUGAAAGACUCACUCGGCCACAAAAAGACGAGACCGGCGCAAGGACGCGACGGCGAGCCGCCUCCAAGCACGCACUCUCCCGCCCCGCGCCUGCUCAGCGGCUCGCUGGGCCAUCGGCGACUUCGGCCCGUUUUUCAGGUUCCUGAGCCAACCGCCAGGUCCAAUCUCCUCCUCCGCCACCUCCGCUACUAUUGCUGUCCUCGCCACCGCCGCUGCCGCCGCAGCAGCAACAGCAGCAACGGCUCCGCUGCCACACAAAAACCCGCCCGACCUGUUAAAUGCCUGACUUACCAGGCCGGCUGCUCCGCCGCCACCGCCGUCGCCACCGCCGCCUCCAACGCCGCCUCCGCGUCGCCGCCGUCACUACUGCCGCCUCCGGGCCGGCCGGCGGCCUCCCGAGGCACUACCGGCGACUGCCGUGACCGCUGCGCGGAUGAGCGCGCCCGCGCCGAACACUAGACUCGACGCCACCACCGCAAACCUGGGCGGCGACGGCGGCACAAUGCUUCGUUUGGAGAGCCAUGAGGCGAACUCCUGGG